Helicoverpa armigera (cotton bollworm) is the source of this 2035-nucleotide messenger RNA. Its product is annotated as organic cation transporter protein. Gene Ontology annotation, cellular component: membrane. Gene Ontology annotation, molecular function: transmembrane transporter activity. The transcript has 8 exons. Gene Ontology annotation, biological process: transmembrane transport. The coding region runs from base 69 to 1745 and encodes 558 amino acids. Lineage: Eukaryota; Metazoa; Arthropoda; Insecta; Lepidoptera; Noctuidae. The record is from RefSeq and is a predicted model, not a curated record.
GCAGGCGCAGCGGGCGCACGUUAUCAGCAGCGGGCGGGAGUCGCGGGCCGCGCGCGCCAGUCGCAGACAUGGUGCAGGUGGCGCGCACACGCCGCGGGAGCGGGCCGCGCGACAAGGCCGCGGGCGAGGCGGCCGCCGGCGACGCGCUGGAGGCGGCCCUGGCGCAGCUCGGCCCCUUCGGCUUCUACCAGGGCUACGUGCUGGUGCUGCUGUGCAUCCCCAACCUGCUGGCCUGCAUGUACUCGCUCAACUAUGUGUUCGUGGCCGACUCCGUGCCAUUCCGAUGCAUGGUGCCGGAGUGCGAGCAGUCGCCGGCGCAGUUCGAGGACGAGGCGGCGCUGGCGCUGCUGCCGCCGGGCGCCUGCCAGCGCUACGCACCGCUCGCGCCCCACGCCGCCUGCGAGCGCGACGCCUUCCACCACAACCACACCAUCGCCUGCGACGCCUUCGUCUACCAGAACCACGACACUAUAUUUGCUGAGUUCGACUUGGGAUGUCGCGAGUGGAUGCGCACGCUGGUGGGCACGGUGCGCAACGCGGCGCUGCCGGUGGCGCUGCUGCUCACCGGCUACGUCUCCGACACGUUCGGGCGGCGCACCGCGUUCUGCGUGUUCUCGACGUGCGCGGCGGUGCUGGGCAUCGUGAAGGCGUUCUCCGUCAACUACCAGAUGUACCUCAGCAUGGAGUUCCUCGAGGCCGCCCUCGGCUACGGCUUCAACAGCGCCGCAUACGUUAUGAUGGUGGAGAUCGCGCACCCGUCUCUGCGCGCGGUGUUCGCGUGCACGACGGGCAUUGCUUACGGCGUGGGCGGCAUGGUGUUCGCGUGGCUGGCGUGGAGCCUGCCCUACUGGCGCCACCUGCUGCUGCUCAUCCACGCGCUGGCGCUGCUGCUGCCGCUCUACUGGCUGCUGCUGGACGAGAGCCCGCGCUGGCUGCACGCGCGCGCCGACGCGCCCGCCGCCGCCGCUGUCAUCCGCAAAGCCGCCAGGUGGAACAAGGUGCUCGUGGACGAGGAGCUGAUGCAGCGGCUGAGCGCGGAGAGCGCGGGCGCCAAGCCGCCGGCGCGCGGCGCGUGCGGCGCGGGCGGCGCGUGGCGCGACGUGCUGCGCUCGCGCGUGCUGCUGGUGCGGCUGGCCGUGUGCGGCUGGUGCUGGGCCGCCACCACCUUCGUGUACUACGGGCUCACCAUCAACUCGGUGGCGCUGUCCGGCAACAAGUACACCAACUUCGCGCUCAACAUGGCCAUGGAGGUGGCCGCCUCUGUGCUCAUCAUGAUGGCGCUCGAGCGCAUCGGACGCAAACUCUGCAUAUUUCUUGCGUUCCUGCUAUGCGGAGUCGCCUGCGUUUCACCAUUUUUCAUACAGCACGGCGGCGCGUCGCUGGGGCUGUUCUUCGUGGGCAAGCUGGCCAUCACGUUCGCGUUCAACUCGCUGUACGUGUACACGGCGGAGCUGUACCCCACGCACGCGCGCAGCUCCGCGCUGGCCGCCUGCUCGCUGGUCGGCCGCCUGGGCUCCGUGCUGGCGCCGCAGACACCGCUACUGAACAUGUACGUGCAAGCGCUGCUGUACGGCGUGUGCAGCGGGUCGGCGGCGCUGCUGGUGCUGCUCAUGCCGGAGACGCGGCACGCGCGCCUGCCGCAGCGCGUGGCGGACGCCGAGUGCCUGAGCAGCGCGCCCCCCAUGUCGGCGCCCGCGCCCGCGCCCGCGGUGCCAAGCGUCCGACACCUCUCCGCCGACACCUAGCGACACAACACAUCGACACUCCAGCUACUUACCACACGUUUUAAUUAAUAUUGCCAAAAUAAGAGUCCUUUGACUAAAUAGUCAUGUCAGAGUGUGCACUGCGUCUUCUGCAGUAGUGCAUUAAGUACUUAUUGUAGGUAUGGCUGAUCUCGACAGUUGUUAGGCUGCUAGCAUAAGAAUAACAUUUUAUAGUAACUUAUUAUUGAUGUUUGUACUUAGGCUAAUGUUUUGUAACUGUGAUAAAUUAAUAAUGUACUUACUUGAAAUAAACAAACGUGCUUUGAACACAA